Molecule: messenger RNA, 1995 nt
Organism: Apiotrichum porosum
Lineage: Eukaryota; Fungi; Basidiomycota; Tremellomycetes; Trichosporonales; Trichosporonaceae
Exons: 4
Coding region: 1-1995 (664 amino acids)
Cellular component (GO): cytoplasm
Molecular function (GO): guanyl-nucleotide exchange factor activity
Source: RefSeq, a predicted model, not a curated record
AUGGCUCCCAAGACCACAUCCAAGCCCGCGACCAAGGCCAACCAGAAGGCCGCCUCCAAGCCGGGAGCCAAGUCGGCCAAGGCAUCUGCAUCUGCGGCCAAGGCCAAGCCCGCCGGCAAGGCUGCUCCCAAGGCUGCUGCGGCAAAGGCUGCCGCAAAGCCGAAGCCCAAGGCCAAGGCUGCCGACAAGAAGGACAAGGCCGCCGCUGACAAGCCCAAGGCCAAGGCCACCAAGGCUGCUGCCGCAAAGCCCAAGGCCACCAAGGCCGCCGCUGCUAAGCCCAAGGCCGCGAAGAAGGAGAAGAAGGAGAAGACGCCCGUUUCCGAGCCCGAGAGCGAGGCCGAGAGCGAGGCCGCCCCCGCCGCCGAGGACAAGCCCAAGGCCAACGGCUCGUCGCCCGAGCCCAAGCGCAAGGCCGAGCGUGCUCCUGCUCCCCCCAAGGCUCCUGCCCCCAUCAAGCGCCGCAAGAUCACCAACCGUCUCAACGAGCUGCCCUUGCCUGCGUCCGAAGGCAAGCAGGUCUUUGUUUGGGGUACCGGUGACAUGGGCCAGUUUGGUCUGGGCCCCGACGAGCUCGACGAGAAGCCCCGCCCCCAGUUGCACAAGUGGUUCCAGGAGCAGGCCGAGGAGGGCGAGCUCGGCUCGCCUGGCGGCAUCGAGACCAUCGCCGCCGGUGGUAUGCACACCCUCGCCAUUGACCAGAAGGGCCAGGUGCGCUCGUGGGGUAUCAACGACAACGCCGCUCUCGGUCGCAACACGGCCAAGAUCCCCGACCCGGAGAACGCCGGUGGCUUCCUCCCUGCCGACGAGUACGAGACUUGGCCCUUUGUCAUCGAGGCUCUGGUCAAGGAGAACUUCCGCGCCGUCAAGGUCGCUGCUGGUGACAGUGUCUCGGUCGCCGUCUCGGACAAGGGUGACGUUCGCGCAUGGGGCUCGUUCCGCUCCAACGAGGGUCUUCUUGGGUUUGACGGUGUCCCCGGCAACUCCCCCUUCCAGUUCACUCCCAUCGAGCUCCCAGCACUUGCCCGCGUCGAGGUUGUCGACGUUGCCUGCGGUGCCGACCACGUCCUUGCCCUUACCUCCGAGGGCCACGUCUACGUCUGGGGUAACGGCCAGCAGAACCAGCUCGGCCGCCGUGUCAUGGCUCGUCGUCAGUUGAACGGUCUCGAGCCCGAGCGCCUGGGUCUGCGUAACAUUGUCCACGUCGCUGCCGGUAUGUUCCACUCGUUUGCCGUCGACAAGGACGGUAUCGUCUACGCCUGGGGUCUGAACACUUUCCGCCAGACCGGUAUCGCCGACGAGGACGACGACAUGGUCAUCCGCCCCACCAUCGUCGACGCUCUGUCGCCUGCUCUCCACAACGGCUCCAAGGUCACCCAGGUCGCUGCCGGUGAGCACUACUCGCUCUUCCUCUUCGACAACGGCGAGGUCUACGGCUGUGGCCGCUGCGACGCCAACGAGCUUGGCCUUGCCUCGGACAACCCCGCCCAGGAGGGCAUCAAGGAGCGCCGCGCCGAGGAGAAGGCCCGCAAGGAGAAGAAGGUUGUCGACGCCCAGGCCGCUCUUGACAAGAUCAAGGCCGCCGACAACGCCGACGAGGAGGACAUCGAGGAGGCCCAGGCCAGCCUCGCCGAGGCUCAGGCUGGCGUCAACAUUCCCGGCGACGACAUGGUCCCCGAGCCCGUCCGCAUUGCCUUCCCUCCCAUCCCCGAGUCGUACGAGGUCGUCCCCGAGCUCGGCGCCUGGUCCGACGAACCCACCGUCAACCCCAUCGCCCAGCUCGCCGCGGGAACCCGUCACAACCUCGCCGUCUCCCGCUCCGGCCACCUGUACUCUUGGGGUCUGGGUAACGGUGCCCAGCUCGGCCUCGGCUCCGAGGAGGAGGCCGAGACCCCCACCCUCGUGCGGUCCAAGCAGCUCAGGCCGUACGACUCGGUCGCUCCCAGUGCUGGUGGCCAGCACUGUGUCCUCCUUGCCAGGAUCCGUGCCGACUAA